Saccostrea cuccullata (small rock oyster) is the source of this 1185-nucleotide messenger RNA. Its product is annotated as dehydrogenase/reductase SDR family member 11-like. Gene Ontology annotation, molecular function: oxidoreductase activity. NCBI's taxonomy places the organism in Eukaryota, Metazoa, Mollusca, Bivalvia, Ostreida, Ostreidae. The transcript is spliced from 8 exons. The record is from RefSeq and is a predicted model, not a curated record. Bases 101 to 949 code for a protein of 282 amino acids.
GUUAGAUCAUGAGGCAGCGUAAACAUAAACACUCGCUCGCUAGACCAGGGUAGAUGAUAACGACUGAAGAGUUACUACAAACUAAACAGAUACACAGAAUAUGGAACGUUGGGUUGGUCGGGUAGCGCUGGUGACCGGAGCUUCGGUUGGGAUAGGGGCCGCAAUUACACGAGCUCUCGUUAAGCAUGGAAUGAAAGUAGUUGGCUGUGCUAGAAACGUCCAACAAAUUGAGGUAAUAAAAAACGAGUUAAAAUCAGAAAAGGGACAACUUAUUCCAGUGAAAUGUGAUCUAACGAAAGAAGAGGAGAUUCUCACCAUGUUUGGGCGGAUCCAGAACGAAUUAGGGGGUGUGGAUGUUUGUAUUAACAACGCUGGAUUAGCUCAUAACGCACCCCUCCUGUCUGGUAGUACGGCAGAUUGGCGGAAUAUGCUGGAUGUGAAUGUUUUAGGCCCUUGUAUUUGUACCAGAGAAGCUUUUCAACAGAUGAAGAAAAAUAAAGUAGACGAUGGUCAUAUUUUUCUUAUCAACAGUAUGUCUGGACAUCGUGUGGUUCUAAAUCCCGGUGGACAUUUUUAUUCGGUUUCAAAAUAUGCUGUAUCUGCAUUAUUGGAAGGAAUAAGGAACGAACUCGUUCAACUGGGAACCCACAUACGUGUUACGGCGGUCAGUCCUGGAAUGGUGAAAACGGAGUUUGAAAUUAGACGAACAAAAAGUAGAGAGGAAGGAGAGAAAAUUUAUGCAGAGUAUCAGUCUGUAAGUCCUGGUUUAGUAGCCACGGAAUUCCACCAAAGAAUGCACAAAAGUGAAGAGAAGGCACAAGCUAUUUUCAGUCACCUCAAGUGUUUGGAGGCUGAUGACAUAGCAGACGCAGUUGUAUAUGCACUGAGUGCACCACCACAUGUACAAAUUCACGAUAUCCGACUGCGGCCUACGGAACAGAAAUCCUAACUCUAUGAUUUCGGAGAUCUAUAAAAUAUUACAGUUGUUUUUUUAACAUUAAUUUCUUUUUUUUCAUACAUCCGUAUACAUCAGUAUACAGUACUUCACUGGUUACGUAGUUUAGCUAUAUUUGUACCUCCAUUAUCGGUGAUUAUAUUACAUGUACACUGAUACAUGUAUAUACACUGCGGAUCUGAAGUGAAAAUAUUGUUGGAUUCAAAGAAAAUAAAAGGUUACUCACUUCA